UGGAGAGACAUGAGUGCGAGAGAUAGAGAGAGAGAGAGAGAGAGAGAGAGAGAGAGAGAGAGAGAGAGAGAGAGAGAGAGAGAGAGAGAGAGAGAGAGAGAGAGAGAGAGAGAGAGAGAGAGAGAGAGAGAGAGAGAGAGAGAGAGAGAGAGCAGGGGAGGGGUAGGAUGGAUAAGAUUCCGCUCUCGAAGCAUGAUGGUGUCAGCAAGCAGUGGCGCCUGCAGCAAUAGCAGCCGCCGCAGCAACAAUGACGAGGAGCAGCAGCAGCAGCAGCAGCAGCAGCAGCAGCAGCAGCAGCAGCAGCAGCAGCAGCAGCAGCAGCCAGAGCAGCAGCAGCAGCAGCAGCAGCAGCAGCCAGCAGCAGCAGCAGCAGCAGCAGCACAGCAGCAGCAGCAGCAGCAGCAGCAAGCAGCAGCAGCAGCAGCAGCAGCAGCAGCAGCAGCAGCAGCAGCAGCAGCAGCCAGCAGCAGCGCAGCAGCAGCAGCAGCAGCAGCAGCCAGCAGCAGCAGCAGCACAGCAGCAGCAGCAGCAGCAGCAGCAGCAGCCAGCAGCAGCAGCAGCAGCGCAGCAGCAGCAGCAGCAGCCAGCAGCAGCAGCAGCAGCAGCAGCAGCAGCCAGCAGCAGCAGCAGCGCAGCAGCAGCAGCAGCAGCGCAGCAGCAGCAGCAGCAGCAGCAGCAGCAGCAGCCAGCAGCAGCAGCAGCAGCAGCAGCAGCAGCAGCAGCAGCAGCAAGGCAGCAGCAGCAGCAGCAGCAGCAGCAGCAGCAGCAGCAGCAGCGCAGCAGCAGCAGCAGCAGCAGCCAGCAGCAGCAGCAGCAGAGCAGCAGCAGCAGCAGCAGCAGCAGCAGCAGCAGCAGCAGCCAGCAGCAGCAGAGCAGCAGCAGCAGCAGCAGCAGCAGCAGAGCAGCAGCAGCAGCAGCAGCAGCCAGCAGCAGCAGCAGCAGCAGCCAGCAGCAGCAGCAGCAGCAGCAGCAGCAGCGCAGCAGCAGCAGCAGCAGCAGCAGCAGCACAGCAGGCAGCAGCAGCAGCAGCAGCAGCAGCACAGCAGCAGCAGCAGCAGCAGCAGCAGCAGCAGCCAGCAGCAGCAGCAGCAGCAGCAGCAAGCAGCAGCAGCAGCAGCAGCAGCAGCAGCAGCAAGCAGCAGCAGCAGCAGCAGCAGCAGCAGCAGCAGCAGCAGCAGCAGCAGCAGCAGCAGCAGCAGCAGCAGCAGCAGCAGCAGCAGCAGCAGCAGCAGCCAGCAGCAGCAGCAGCAGCAGCAGCAGCAGCAGCAGCAGCAGCAGCAGCAGCAGCAGCAGCAGCAGCAGCAGCAGCAGCAGCAGCAGCAGCAGCAGCAGCAGCAGCAGCAGCAGCAGCAGCAGCAGCAGCAGCCAGCAGCAGCAGCAGCAGCAGCAGCAGCAGCAGCAGCAGCAGCAGCAGCAGCAGCCAGCAGCAGCAGCAGCAGCAGCAGCAGCAGCAGCAGCAGCAGCAGGGGGGAGGCAGCAGGCAGCAGCAGGCAGCAGCAGCAGCAGCAGCAGCAGCAGCAGCAGCAGCAGCAGCAGCAGCAGCAGCAGGGAGGGCAGGCAGCAGGCGGGGGGGGGGGGGGGGAGCAGCAGCAGCAGCAGCAGGCGAGGGCAGCCAGCAGCAGAGGCAGCAGCAGCAGCAGCAGCAGCAGCAGCAGCAGGCAGCAGCAGCAGAAGCAGCAGCAGCAGCAGCAGCAGCAGCAGCAGGCAGCAGCAGCAGCAGCAGCAAGCAGCAGCAGCAGCAGCCAGCAGCAGCAGCAGCAGCAGGCAGCAGCAGCAGCAGCAGCAGCAAGCAGCAGCAGGCAGCAGCCAGCAGCAGCAGCAGGGCAGCAGCAGCAGCAGCAGCAGCAGCAGCAAGCAGCAGCAGCAGCAGCAGCAGCCAGCAGCAGCAGCAUCAGUCCGCAGCAGGAUCAUCAGCAGCGGUGGCAGCAGCGGCCGCCACCACAGCAGCAUCACUCGCAACAGCAGCAGCGUUGCAUGCCACGCCGUCACUAUCUGCGCAUUAUGCCCCACAGAUGCUCCGAGCCUGAGCCUGAGAAUGACAUGCCAUGCCAUCACGAGUUGCGCUUCACGCCCACCGGAUGCCCCUCGGAGCAGGUCUGGUUGCAGUAACAACUCAGCAGGGGAAACGCCAACGCACGUUCGGCGCGUGUCUUUCAACAGCCUUAUAGAGAGAGAGAGAGAGCAGGGGAGGGGUAGGAUGGAUAAGAUUCCGCUCGUCCGACGAGCGCGACUAGCGCGACCCAAAGAGACUUCUACACCGCGCUCAUCCCAAGAGUUCGGCAAGCCUGGGGAGGGUGAAUAUGGGGUGAGGUGGCUUGUACAGUGUAUCACAUCCCAAAAUACCAGGAUCAGAAAUACGGAGUAGGUAUACAGUAGGUACGGCAUAGGAGUCCAGAGGCAGUAUUACAGGCUGUCAGACGCGUGGCACGAUGGUGGCGAUUAACAGUCAAGGAGAGGAUAUCUUGACACUUCGUGAUAAAGCUGACUCGCGUCAUUCGCCAAGGAUGCGCCAAGAAAACGUUAAUUGCAGCAGUGCUGGGAUCCAGUUUCCGCCGCUCCCUACUCGCGGGGAUCACCGACACACG
This is a messenger RNA of Closterium sp. NIES-67, 2585 nucleotides long. The record is from the annotation of a GenBank genome assembly. Lineage: Eukaryota; Viridiplantae; Streptophyta; Zygnematophyceae; Desmidiales; Closteriaceae.